AUGCUUGCCUACGCAGCGCGCUCCCGGCGGGGAUACAGCUCCAUCCUUGCGGCCGCAGCCCUUUCUGGCACUGCAUAUGCAGCUCUGAACAUUGAUGAAAAGCUAGCCGUUAAGGCUGUACAUGCGGAUGCGCCAGCGGGCAAGGGUGCAUUGGAUCCGAACGAGUUCCGCGCCUUUAAGCUGAAGGAGAAGCGGCAGCUCACGCGGAACACUUUCUUGUAUAGGUUCGAGCUCCCGGAGGGUCAGACUUCGGGCAUCUUCGUGGCCUCAUGCCUCGUGACUCGCGCAAUGCUGAAGGCGAAACCGGAGGAUGAGAAACCCAAGGCGGUCAUUCGGCCGUACACCCCGACUUCGCCACCGGAUGCCAAGGGCUACCUGGACCUUGUCGUCAAGGUGUACGACAAGGGCGUCAUGUCGAAGCACAUCGACUCCCUCAAGAUCGGUGACAGUUUGGAGAUUAAGGGGCCCAUUAAAAAAUACCCUUACGAAGCCAACACUAAGAAGCAUAUUGGUAUGGUGGCGGGAGGAACUGGCAUCACCCCAAUGCUGCAGGUCAUUGAUGCGAUUUUGGACAACCCGAAUGACAAGACGCAGGUGUCGCUGGUGUAUGCCAACGUCAGCGAGUCGGACAUUAUCCUCCAGGACAAAAUCGACGCUCUAGCCGCACAACACCCGGGCCGCUUCAAGGUGUACUACGUGGUUGACAAGCCUGCUUGGGGCGGUUUGUUCUGGCGCGGUGGCGUUGGCUACCUAACUAAGGACAUGCUAUCCAAGCACCUGCCGGCCCCCGCCAAGGAUUCGCUGGUGAUGGUGUGUGGCCCUCCGGGUAUGAUGGAGGCAGUGUCGGGCAACAAGGCACCUGACUACUCGCAGGGUGAGGUUAAGGGCUUGCUCAAGGAGCUGGGCUAUGACUCAUCCAGCGUGUUCAAGUUUUAAACUCCUGCAUCUGACUUAGCUGUAUGGAAGGCGGUGGUUGCUGUGGACGCGGACGGCAACAGAGCAACGUUAGAUUGUAGAAGAUUCGCUUGUGCCUUUCCCCUCGCUAGUAUCCCUUUGGGCUGUGUGCUCGCCAGCUUUGCCAGCCAAGACUCCCGGAUGUCAACUGUGUGCGUGCCUGCUGCGCACGAGUUUGAGAUUGCAGAGUGGGGGUCAGGAUGGUUGUGUGGACGGUUGUCCGGGUAGUCGUGUCUUGGGUUGAGACCAGACGAUCAUCCCGUAUCGUUGCUCUCCUUGGGUGGGGUUGAGUGGGGGCGCUUUUCGUUGCGGAGGUGGAGGUGCAGGGCCCAACUCUCGAGUCCUAACGCGCCGCAGGAGACCAGUAAGGGAUUGAGCGAGUCACGUCAUGGCGGAGCGUCAUUGUCCCAUGUGCACUGGAGGAGUGCAGUUACUGGCGCCCGGCAACCGGGCCUUGUCUAGUGCAUACGAAAUCUGAGCUAGGGCUUGAGUGGUCCCUCGGAUACAUUACCCUGCAUUGCGCACGAGGCCUGUACGAGGGUGAGGAUCCCAUCAUGUGAAGUAUCUUGUUCGUUGAUGUAUAGUCCCGUAUCCCCAUAGGCCAUCGCGCCUCGAACUAACUAGAUGCCGUUUGGCGAUGGCGGUUGUCACCAGGUCAUUUGUAAUCUUUUAACAUGCAGCAUGACUUGCAACAUUGGCUUGCGCCCUAACUGAAUAUGAAUAUGGAGUCACAAAGGCUGACGACAACUGUGUGCGCCAUGACCAGUUUAGCAGUACCUGUUUAACUGUGGUGCCGUACCUUACCAAACAGUAAGCAGCCCUGUGACUAAUCCGAAUUGCGUCUCGUUCGGGGGGAAGGCACCGGGGCUGUAACGCUAUAAUCUAGCCAUUAACCUCUUUAGACCGUAUUAUUGCGGUCACUGGCAUGGCUUCUAGGAAGAAAAGUCAGCGCAGUGUUGAUUUUCCUACUUUAAGCGUGCACAAGAUGCGUAUCUCUGCUGCAUCAACUAUUGCGUCGGCGGGUCAAACAGUUUCACACUAAUGAUUUACGCGUCAGUUUUUAUUUUUUGCCUGGCGGCCACGUUGAACGCGAUGAAUCUGCUCGGAUUCAUUCAAUCACCCUGUUGUCGAAAAUCACAUAUCGUUACAAAUGCUUCUGCGAUAUGUCGCAGUGAUGUGUACGGAUGUCGGCUAUCACAGCCGCGCGGCGUAGAAAGGCAACCGAUUGUUAUGUGGCGUUCGCUGGUGUACAACCCUUUUGUGCGUUGCCUUGACUGUUCUCAAACCCAUCCUGCCUUGACAUUCCCAUGUGCAAGCCUGUAACAAUCUAGGACACG
This is a messenger RNA of Volvox carteri f. nagariensis, 2291 nucleotides long. RefSeq lists its product as uncharacterized. The coding region runs from base 1 to 936 and encodes 311 amino acids. The transcript is spliced from 10 exons. Lineage: Eukaryota; Viridiplantae; Chlorophyta; Chlorophyceae; Chlamydomonadales; Volvocaceae. Gene Ontology annotation, molecular function: cytochrome-b5 reductase activity, acting on NAD(P)H. The record is from RefSeq and is a predicted model, not a curated record.